GCUUUAGCCAGCUAUUUUUUUCCUCUUUCAGAACUUAUCCUGAAUGUGAAAUGAAAUUUUAUAUUGAAAUUUUGAUAUGAAAAUUUUGAGAUCUGGCUGGAGAGGUACUUGCUUCCCAUAUUGUGUCUGUUUACUCCUCAGCAUUCCUUAUUCAAACAAGGCUGGCCUUCAUGUCUUCAUUUUGGGCUGUAUCAGUGCCGUACUUCCUAAGACAGAGGCAUACUGGCCAGAUGUGAUACAAGACUUAGAAAAUAUUAAAAAUCUCAUUCAAUUUAUACAUUUUGAUGCCACUUUAUAUACUGAAAGUAAUGUUCAUUUGGAUUGCAAAGUAACAGCAAUGAAAUGUUUUAUUCUGGAAUCUAAUGUUAUUUUACAUGAGUGUAAAGACGAGAUCAUUCAACGAACUGUAGAAAACAUCAUUAUAUUAGCAAACAGCAGUUUAUCUUCAAGAUGGAAUGCAAUAGAGAAUGGAUGCAAACAAUGUGAAGAGUUAGAGGAAAAGAAUAUUACAGAAUUUGUUCAGAGUUUUUCCCAGAUUGUACAACAGUUCAUAUUCACUGAUAGCCAUUGAUCUCCUUUAGUAUUUGACUGCUUCCGCUGCUCCAUGGCACCACCAGAACAUUGCAUGCAUCAGUGCU
This is a messenger RNA of Suncus etruscus (white-toothed pygmy shrew), 638 nucleotides long. RefSeq names its product interleukin 15 (gene IL15). Lineage: Eukaryota; Metazoa; Chordata; Mammalia; Eulipotyphla; Soricidae. The record is from RefSeq and is a predicted model, not a curated record. The transcript is spliced from 6 exons. Gene Ontology annotation, molecular function: cytokine receptor binding; cytokine activity. The coding region runs from base 77 to 571 and encodes 164 amino acids. Gene Ontology annotation, biological process: positive regulation of cytokine production; positive regulation of T cell proliferation; positive regulation of tyrosine phosphorylation of STAT protein. Gene Ontology annotation, cellular component: extracellular region.